AAAUCUCUCACAGGUCUCUCGGACAUAAAUAUGGCCAUAGGACCGGCUAAAUAGUCAGUCUCCUUGCAUCCAUCAGCCUCCAUCUCCUUCAUCUUCCACCCCAUUACCUCCAACCCUUCUCAUCCUCCUUCAAUUCAUCUCAACAUGCCUUUCAACUACUCCCAAGUCCUCAUCAUCGGCGCCACCUCCGGCAUUGGACAUGCCCUGGCUACCAUUCUCGUGCAAAACAACAUCCCUGUCGUUAUCGCCGGCCGGCGCGACGCCAACCUGAACGAGUUCGCCGCCCAGUACGGCCCGGAUAAGGUCAAGACCAAGGUGUUUGACGUGACAAACUUGGAGAAGAUCCCCCAAUUUGCCUCCGAAGUCCUUGCCGAAAACCCCCAGAUCGACUUCGUCUUCGUCAAUUCGGGUAUCCAGCGCCCCUUUGACUUCUCCCAGCCCGCCACCGUCGACCUCAGCAUCUUCGACCAAGAGCUCGUCACCAACUACACCGCCCCCGUCUACCUCAGCAAGGCUUUCUUGCCUCACCUCCAGGCCCAGAACAAGCCGACCGGCCUCAUGUUCACCACCUCGCAGAUGGCGCUGGUCCCCAUGAUGCGUUGCCCCAACUACGGCGCCUCCAAGUCGGCCCUGCACCACUUCAUCCUUGCGCUGCGCACCCAGGUUAGCGAGGGACCCGGAAACGUCAAGGUGUUUGAGAUUUUCCCUCCGGCGGUGCAGACGGAGCUGCAUGAUGCGAAGCACCAGCCCGACCUGAAGGACGGCCACUUGAUUGGUAUGCCCUUAAACGAGUUUGUUGGAGAGGUCUGGGGACAGCUGCAGCAGGGCGAGGAGCAGAUUGCCGUCGGGUCGGCCAAGGAGAUCUUUGAUGCCUUUGAGCCCAAGCGCCAGGAGAUGUAUGCUGGCAUGACGGCGCAGCUGAAUGUGUUGAUUAAGCAGUUCUUGGUAUAA
Molecule: messenger RNA, 951 nt
Organism: Aspergillus sclerotioniger CBS 115572
Lineage: Eukaryota; Fungi; Ascomycota; Eurotiomycetes; Eurotiales; Aspergillaceae
Product: putative short-chain dehydrogenase/oxidoreductase
Exons: 2
Coding region: 145-951 (268 amino acids)
Molecular function (GO): oxidoreductase activity
Source: RefSeq, a predicted model, not a curated record